AUGAUGAGUGCACUCAAGACCCAAGACAUCUUCUCCGCCGCUGAGCUCGCGAUGCUGGCUGAAAGGAAGUUGAGAGAGGAGAAGAAGAGCCGUCUCUGCCGCUGCACGUCUCUCCAAUGCAUCCAGACCGAUAGCCUUGUGGAAGGCGGCAGCCCUCACAAGAAGCCGCUGGAUGCGGAAGACUUUCGGUUCCAUGCGGUGAGGGAGGUAGCGUACAGGCAGUGGCAAGACAAGGUGCCGCCGAAGCAUGGAGGGAUGAAGAAGGUGUUCUCGGAGCUCGGGAGCUUGAGCAAGGCGUUGCAAGAGACGCUGGAGGAGGAGGCGAGGGGAGGAAAGGGCGAGCAGCUGUCGACGAUCCUGGAGGACGUGUUCACCAACGACGAGGGGCUGGUAGCGAAGCCUUACCUGGCGUGGGCGUGCAACAAGCUGGGGGUACAGCACAUGUACGCCGCCUUUGAGAAGCGGGUAGACAAGGCGAGGCAGGAGGCUGAGGCGGACUCCGAGGAGGAGGAGGAGGAGGAGCUGGGGCUGGAGGACAUGAUACGAGACUCGUUUGGCUUGGACUCAGUGAGUUCGGAGGCUAUGGGACCUAAACCUGACGGGAUCGUGGCAUGA
Molecule: messenger RNA, 615 nt
Organism: Guillardia theta CCMP2712
Lineage: Eukaryota; Cryptophyceae; Pyrenomonadales; Geminigeraceae
Exons: 4
Coding region: 1-615 (204 amino acids)
Source: RefSeq, a predicted model, not a curated record